Serpula lacrymans var. lacrymans S7.9 is the source of this 1280-nucleotide messenger RNA. RefSeq lists its product as uncharacterized. The transcript is spliced from 7 exons. NCBI's taxonomy places the organism in Eukaryota, Fungi, Basidiomycota, Agaricomycetes, Boletales, Serpulaceae. The coding region runs from base 115 to 1191 and encodes 358 amino acids. The record is from RefSeq and is a predicted model, not a curated record.
ACGAUAAAUAAUUCACUGACGUGUUUCUACUUGCUAUAUAGACACUCAUGUGAAGCCAAUGCAUACCUGCUCUUCUGACAACAACUACCAAGAUCACACCAGAUAAUAACCCUGAUGGCACGCUGGGCGCUGAGACGUUUUCUUCGUGAACAAUGGACGACUCUUCCAUUGCCGUUACCUCAAGACUGUGAAAGUCUACGGCCAAAGUCUAUAGUUCUUGUCGGCGCAAACGUAGGGCUCGGGUUUGAAGCAGCUGUUCAUCUUGCGCGUUUGAAGCCUGCGCAGUUAUUACUUACUUGCAGAAAUCCGGACAAGUGUGAGGUCACUAAAACACUGGUCGAACAACGAUCUCGCUCAGACGGUGUACAACAAGAGUCCCCUAUUUCCUUGGAUAACAUUGAAUCAUGGCCGUUGGAGCUGGACUCGUUUGAGUCUGUAAAGGCCUUCGUUGCCAAAUUUGAGGCAGAAAGUAGAAGUCCCAACGUCCUCGUCGCAAAUGCGGGCGUGGCCCUUAACAAGUAUACAAAAACUCAAGAUGGGUGGGAGACUACGUUGCAAGUAAAUCACUUGUCUACAGCGCUCUUGAGCAUCUUGAUGCUUCCCCACCUCAUCCGCUCGUCCACCGAGACAUCCCAGUCUCGUUUAGUAAUUGUCUCGAGCGAAGCACAUUAUUUCACCAAAAUAAGCAAGCUUGAAGGCCCUCGCGACUGCCCGAAUAUCCUGAAAAUGCUCAGCUCGGAGAGCUACUGUACUCCAGCGGUUAUGGAGGAUAGAUACAAUUUGUCAAAAUUCCUGGAAAUAGUAUUUGUGCGCGAACUUGCUCGUCGUCUUCGCAAUGGAUCGCGCCUAAGCGUCUGUGCUGUACAUCCAGGGUUCUGUCACUCUGAGCUCACUCGCCAUGCAUCUUUGUCCUUCCGUUACCUAGUAUCUAUAGGCAAGGCUCUUUUUGCCCGCUCUACGGAGAUGGGUAGUCGCACACUCUUACAUGCUGCUGCUGCCUCUGGCGAACAAGAGAGGCAUGGUCAUUAUAUAUCCAGUUGUGAGGUUGUAGAAGAGCAUGAUUGGCUAUUGAGUGAAACAGGCAGAAAGUGGAGUGAUAGAAUCUGGAACGAGACUAUCUCGAUACUUGCGCAUGCGGACCACAGAAUCAACAGCAUUGUAACUGAAUAUUUGGUGGAUCCCGGGAACUGAGUUGCGAGAUACAUAUCAAACAUGCUCAUUAUAUCCCAGUGUCUGUGCAGUACCUUGUGUUUAUGUGUAAUGAACUCAAGUUUAAAGUG